UGCGGCUGCGCGCAAUGAGUGCCACGUACUGGUUGACGUUGACAGUCAGGAGGACGCUUCCUGAUGCUGGCCCGGGUAUAGCUAGGCUAGCUAACAGAUUUGAUUUUCACGGUUUGGGGAAACCUGUGAAAUACAGCGUGGUCAAGUCGUCUGAUUCAGUGGGAGCAGAACAGGUCAGACGGCACCAUGAACGGCCAGCUGGACCUGAGCGGGAAGCUGAUCAUCAAAGCCCAGUUGGGUGACGACAUCAGACGCAUUCCUAUCCACAAUGAAGACAUCACUUACGAUGAGCUGGUGCUGAUGAUGCAACGUGUCUUCAGGGGCAAGCUGCAGAGCAACGAUGAGGUUACCAUCAAAUACAAGGAUGAAGAUGACGACCUCAUCACUAUCUUCGACAGCUCUGACCUCUCCUUCGCCAUCCAGUGCAGUAGAAUACUCAAACUGACUUUGUUUGUAAAUGGUCAACCGCGGCCUUUGGAGUCCAGUCAGGUGAAGUACCUGCGCAGGGAGCUCAUUGAGCUCAGGAAUAAAGUCAACAACCUCUUGGAUAGCCUGGAACCCCCCACAGAGCCUGGUCUGGCUGCUACAGCGCCAGACAGUGAAUCAGUGGAUGGACGUGAAGGCAAAGUUGUGGCAGCAGACCCCACAGUGAAACAGGCCACUCCAGUUAGUGCAGCCAGCAUGUCAGCCUUCGACCCAUUAAAAAACCAGGACGAGGUCAACAAGAAUGUCAUCUCUGCUUUCGGCCUGAGCGAAGACCAGGCCCAAGCUCCCCCGGCAGUUUCAGCAGAGGAGCGCUCAGGAACCCCUGACAGCAUCGCCUCCUCCUCGUCUGCAGCUCCGCAGCCAGGAGCGCCGCCACAAUCACAGGCUCCCUAUCCUGGAGUACAGCAGGGACCCCCAGCUGGCAUGGAUGGUCAGGUGUACCAGCAGUACCAGGCUCCAGGUGGAUACCCGCCACAGCAACCAGGCGCCCCACCGCAGCAGCAGUACGGUAUGCAGUACCCUGCGGGAUACAGUCCUCAGCCCGGAGCCCCUCAGCCUGGCCCACCACAACCACAACAGCAACAGUUUCAGAACUAUGCGCCUCCCUCCUCCCAGGCUCCUGCCCCUGCCCCUGGCCCAGCCCCUGCCCCAGGUUUCCAAGGUGGCCAGCAGCAGCCCCAUCCAUCUCAGGGAGCCCAGCAGUAUCCACCAGGAGCCUUCCCUCCCCAAAACUAUACCUCCCAGGCCUCCCAGCCCGCUAACUACAGCCUGCCGCCCAGCUCCCAGCCCGGCUCAGGGUACCAGCCCCGCCCAGGAUACACUGCGCCUCCAGGCAGCACCCCUCCACCAGGAGCUGCUAACCCAUAUGCCCGUAACCGCCCCCCUUAUGGCCAGGGCUACACUCAGCCAGGCCCUGGAUACCGGUAAAAGGAGGACAGCUGAUGUUACUGAUCCUCACACACCCCCAAACCCCUACCUUCUAUGUGGCUCCAGCUGUUUGGAGCGGCUGCAGGAAACAUGGUUUACUGCUCUAUACCCCACCCCCACCCCUCGUACAAA
Messenger RNA from Lates calcarifer (barramundi perch), 1545 nucleotides. It is a transcript of the gene tfg, whose product is annotated as trafficking from ER to golgi regulator. Gene Ontology annotation, biological process: endoplasmic reticulum to Golgi vesicle-mediated transport; COPII vesicle coat assembly. Lineage: Eukaryota; Metazoa; Chordata; Actinopteri; Centropomidae. The record is from RefSeq and is a predicted model, not a curated record. Gene Ontology annotation, cellular component: endoplasmic reticulum exit site. The transcript has 8 exons. Gene Ontology annotation, molecular function: identical protein binding. Bases 187 to 1413 code for a protein of 408 amino acids.